This is a messenger RNA of Peronospora matthiolae, 801 nucleotides long. The record is from the annotation of a GenBank genome assembly. Lineage: Eukaryota; Oomycota; Peronosporomycetes; Peronosporales; Peronosporaceae.
AUGGCCUACGUCACGCUCACCAACAUCACGGUACUCGAUAACCCGACGGCCUUCACGAACCCCUUCCAAUUCGAAGUCACCUUCGAGUGCGCCCAACAGCUCGAAGCCGAUCUCGAGUGGAAGAUCACGUACGUCGGAAGCGCUGAAGACGAGAGUCGUGAUCAAGUGCUUGAAGAAGUGCUCGUAGGGCCCGUGCCCGUUGGCACGAACAAGUUUGUGUUCCAGUCGGACCCGCCGAACCCAGAUCUGAUUCCAGAUGAGGACAAAGUGGGCGUUACCGUGGCGCUGGUCACGUGCUCGUACCGUGGGCGAGAGUUUGUUCGGGUGGGGUACUAUGUGAACAACGACUAUGCCGACCCGUUCUUGCUGGAGAACCCACCGGCUCACGUGGACAUUUCCAAGCUGCAGCGCAAUAUUCUGGCUGAUAAACCACGGGUUACGCGCUUCCCUAUUGACUGGUCCCCUGCGGGUGCUCCGGAUCCGAAUGCGAUGGAAGACGCCAACGAUGUUGCGGCUACGGCUACAGGCUUUGGUGCGAUGCAGACGGGCGGUGGUGGUAAUAACGACCUGGAAAUGGACUUCGUCGACGACGAGGAGCUCAUGAAAGCGGCGGCUCAGCUUGACCAUAAUUACACGGACAUUGUGAUUGGUGGGACUAUAGCCGAUGGUAUGGAGGAGGACAUCGACUUGGAGGAAGACGAUGAUGACGACGACGAGGAUGACGAAGCGAGCGCGGUGGAAGAAGCUGAGGAGGAAGACGCCGAUGGGGACAUGGAGAUGGAGGAUAUUGAGCAGCAAUGA